CUAUCCAUGAAGGAGGUCGGAGACGGGCUGCACGAGCAGAUGAACUGCAUGAUGGGUGCACUGCAGGAGCUGAAACUCCUCCAGGUCCAGACAGCUUUGGAGCAGUUGGACAUCUCAGGGAGCCGAAGCACCGUUUCUGGCACUGAGCAGCGCCAGUGCCGCCGAAGCAGCAGAGAUGUGCCCAGGGCCCGGCAGGAAGGGGAGGCAUCGGUGGAGGAGCACGGCCCCAUGCCCCGCGCGUGUGCCGUGCCACGGCUGGUGGGUUUGUCCCGUCCCACUGCAAUCCCAGAAGGUGGCCACCUUAGAGACACCCCCUCCUCCUUCAGGAGCCUCUGUGGUGAGGAUGUUUGUCACCCAAAAGGGCCUUCCUCCACGUCAAUCAGAGCAGAGCAUGUCCGCCCAAGGACAUUUGAGCCCAGUAGCCAGGGCAUGGCUCAGGGGUGGCCAGCAUGCCGGGAGUGCCCAGGGUGUGACGAUGGCCAUGACUGGACAUCCUCCCUAAUGUCCCAGAGCAGGAAUCGGCAGCCACUGGUCUUGGGGGAUAACAUCUUUGCAGACUUGGUUGGGAACUGGUUGGAUCUGCCAGAGCUAGAUAAGAAGGGGGAGAAGAGCGAGGCGUCCCUGUCCAUCAGCAGAUCCCAGGAGCUCUGCAGGAAGUUCUCCCUCACAGCAAACAUCUUCAAGAAGUUCCUGAGGAGCGUUCGGCCAGACCGAGACAGGCUUCUCAAGGAGAAACCUUGCUGGCUUCCACCUGAAGACAAACAGCCUGAAAUUUCUAAGAGAUCCAAAAAGAUGAACAAACUAAAGGGGACAUUUUACUUCCCACUUCAUGGGAACAUCCAGAACCAUCACAGCAAAGCAGAGAAGUGCCCAAAGGCGGAAGGCAAUAGCGAGAAACCCAAAAUUGGCACCAAGAAAGUCCACGAUACCAUAGACUACACCCAGUCCGGGUUUGACAUCAAUACGGCUGUUUGGGUCUGA
Molecule: messenger RNA, 981 nt
Organism: Phaethon lepturus (White-tailed tropicbird)
Lineage: Eukaryota; Metazoa; Chordata; Aves; Phaethontiformes; Phaethontidae
Gene: INKA2
Product: family with sequence similarity 212, member B
Exons: 1
Cellular component (GO): nucleus
Molecular function (GO): protein kinase binding; protein serine/threonine kinase inhibitor activity
Source: RefSeq, a predicted model, not a curated record